GCUGCAGUAUUAAAUUUUGUGACGUCCAGUAAGCUUGAGCUCGCGACAACAAAUCCGAGGGUUAAAAUUCGCCAAGUGUACAGCUAUACAUAUAUAUAAGGCCCGACCCCGCCAGCAUUCCAAUUCUUAGUAAUCCUCUUUGCCAAUCCAAAAAACCAACGCCAAAAACCAAAUUAAGAUGGCCGCCCCAGCACCAGCACUCAAGGAUCUGCCCAAGGUAGCCGAGAACCUGAAGAGCCAGUUGGAGGGCUUCAACCAGGACAAACUGAAGAACGCCAGCACCCAGGAGAAGAUCAUUCUUCCCACCGCCGAAGAUGUGGCUGCCGAGAAGACCCAACAGUCGAUCUUCGAGGGCAUCACCGCCUUCAACCAGAACAACUUGAAGCACACGGAGACCAACGAGAAGAACCCGUUGCCCGAUAAGGAAGCCAUCGAGCAGGAGAAGGAGAAGAAUCAGUUCAUUGCCGGCAUCGAGAACUUUGAUGCGAAAAAGUUGAAGCACACCGAGACCAACGAGAAGAACGUGCUGCCCACCAAGGAGGUGAUCGAGGCCGAGAAGAAGGCUUAAAAGGGGUCCAAGUCCGGUCCAAUCCGAUCCGAGAUCUGAGAUCCGCGAUCAGAGAUCAGAGAUCCGAUCCUCAGUCACCCCGUCGUCUCUUUUACGUCUCGCCGCAUCUCACUCUUUAUACUUAUAAAAACUAUUCCCUCUCAUUUUUCCAACUGCUGCAAAAGUAUUUUACUAUUGUUUUUUUUUUCUAUUUUUAUUUUUAUAUAUUUUUUGUAUUAACAAGCGAGAGAGCCAGUCUCAUUCCUACAGCGUAAUUAACAUAAAAUAAACAUUCGUCUAUCCCAUAUAUUUGUGCAUAAAUGUUUUCAAAACACACACAACACACACAUCAUCAGAGGAAAAAACGCAGAUACAAAGCAAUACGAACGACAGCCAACUCACUCAGAACAUUUGCACUUGCGCAAAAAGAAAGACAGCAGAUAUAUGAGAAAUACUUUUUAAAAGACACGAAACAACACGUAUGAAGCGUAUAAAACAGAAAAACAAACAAAAAAAAAACAAAAAAAGAAAUACGGUAGAAAACCAUCUAUAUAAAGAGUAUGUGUAAUUUUUUAAUGAACUUUUUUUUAUAUACUUUACAUACGAUAUAUUUAUACUGGGAAAAAUAAAAAAUAAAUGUAACAUUUUAUAACAAAA
Molecule: messenger RNA, 1204 nt
Organism: Drosophila rhopaloa
Lineage: Eukaryota; Metazoa; Arthropoda; Insecta; Diptera; Drosophilidae
Gene: cib
Product: thymosin beta
Exons: 4
Coding region: 179-568 (129 amino acids)
Biological process (GO): actin filament organization
Cellular component (GO): cytosol
Molecular function (GO): actin monomer binding
Source: RefSeq, a predicted model, not a curated record